CAGCUCUGGACUGUUAACUAGUGAAGUUAAAUAAUAGUUAAUGUGUAUUUUAUUAUAACAUAAAAGUCGAAAAUUUAAGUGAAGUUUCAAUAUGAAUUGCUUACUGCUAAUGCUCAUUUUAGCAGUGGCUUUACAAGCUAUAAAUGCUAAACCGCAGUUAUUAGAUCCAACAUAUUCAGAUGACGACCUUUUAGCGGAAGAAUCUAACAAUUAUCAAAAUUUUGGAGGCGCAAGUUCGUAUAGCUUUGCCAGUAGCUCCGCUAGUAGUAGUGGUAGUAGUUCAAGCAGUAGUAGCGCAAGCAGUAGCAGCGGUUUUGGUGGUAGUCCAUUUGAUGACUUUGGUUUUAUGCAUUUUGGCUUUCCAAAUCAUUAUCAACCAUACUAUGGUGGCUUCAUGCAACCAUUGCCUCCAUUCGGAGGACGUCCAGGCUACCCACCACCACCACCUCCGCCUCCACCUAAGCAACCGCCACGAAAUAAUAAUAACAAAAAUCCAUUUGUAACACCAAAUCGUCCAGGAAAUGUAAAUCAAAAACAAGUAAGACCAGGACAUCCACCACCGCCACAAAAUGCCAACAAUAAAAACAAUAAUAGACCCCCACCGAUACGACCAGGACAACAGCCUCCGCCAUUAAUUAACAACAACAAUAAUAAUAAUAAAAUUACAAAGGUACGGCCAGGACAGCAGCCUCCGCCUUUUAAUAAUAAUAACGGAAAUAACAACAAGAAUCCACAGAUAUUCAAUCCAGUACCACAACAUCCGGGACACAAUCCAACACCACACAAUCCAGUACCAUACAAUCCAGUACCAUAUAAUCCAGUACCACAUAAUCCCGUACCACAAAAUCCGGAACCAUACAAUCCAGUACCACACAAUCCUGUGCCUACAAAUCCACAAGUUAUACAACCCGUUCCAGUUAAUCCUAUAGUUGACCCAACUAUACCAUCUCAACCGACAUCAGGAACAGGAGAUUCACCUGUAUUUCAACCUCGACCACCUGUAAAUGUACAACCAACAAAACCAGGACUCAAUGGUCUUAUUGAUUCGAUAUUUACAACUCCAUCUAGUAGGAUAACUCCAGGUCCAGCAACUCUUACAUCAACCACAACUGAAGAACCUUUCUACGACAUUGAUAUAAGAGUAGGGGACUAAUGUUAAAAUAAAGUAAAUCUAUAUGUUAUAUAUAAGAUACUUUUCAAUGUAAAGAAAAUAUCAAAAGAA
Molecule: messenger RNA, 1222 nt
Organism: Teleopsis dalmanni
Lineage: Eukaryota; Metazoa; Arthropoda; Insecta; Diptera; Diopsidae
Gene: E5
Product: circumsporozoite protein
Exons: 7
Coding region: 92-1153 (353 amino acids)
Source: RefSeq, a predicted model, not a curated record